GCCCGCCCCAACUCCAUCCUUUGCGGGCAGCCACGCCCCACAGUGGGAAGGAGGGACUGAAAAGCAUUUCCUUGAGGCUGGCACACCUUGUCACAUCCAAACCGAUCAUUUUCUACCCCCCUGGCUGGGCCGGUUCCAUCUGAGAGCAGAGUGGCCGGAGGAGGGACACGAACAACUCAGUCCUUGGGAAUUCUUCUCAGUGGUGCUCUGUGCAUUCUCUGAGGGCCAAGCAUAGAAGUGGACAGCUGUGUGGCUGAGAUGAGAGGGUCAUGACACGAAUGCUAUUGGAAUGCAGUCUCAGUGACAAGCUGUGUGUUGUCCGGGAGCAGCAGUAUGAGAUCAUCAUCAUCCCAACUGUUCUGGUGGGCACUUUCCUCAUCCUUCUUGCAGUCAUCCUGUGGCUUUUUAUCAGAGGGCAAAGAGCUCAACAACAGUCUCCUGGACUCCGAGGCAUUGCCCCUGUGCCUCCAUCUAGGGGCUUAAGCUUGGAGGCAGCAGGUCAUGGAGGAAGCGUGUUUGUGCCACUUAAAGAGACAUCGGUGGAAAGCCUCCUACAAACCAUGACUCAUGCUCUGGCUAAGCUGCAAGUGCCCCGGGAGCAAUUCUGUGAUUCUCUGGAGCAGAUCCACAGUGGUAGUUAUGGAGCCAUCUAUCGAACCAAGAUGUACACUGGGGACCCUGCUAAGCCAAAGAGCGUUGUCAUCAAGGCUUUGAAAGAACCAGUUGGGCUCUAUGAGGUGCAGGAUUUCUUAGGGCGAAUCCAAUUCUAUCAGUACUUGGGGAAGCACAAGAACCUGGUACAGCUGGAAGGCUGCUGCACAGAAGGGCUGCCGCUCUAUAUGGUGUUGGAGGAUGUGGCCCAAGGAGACCUGCUCAGCUUUCUCUGGACCUGCCGGCGGGAUGUGAUGACCAUGGAUGGCCUUCUCUACGAUCUCACAGAAAAACAAGUAUAUCACAUCGGAAGGCAGGUCCUCCAGGCUUUGGAAUUUCUCCAGGAUAAGCAUCUGUUCCAUGGGGAUGUGGCAGCCAGGAAUAUCCUGAUCCAAUGUGAUCUUACUGCUAAGCUCUGUGGAUUGGGCCUGGCUUAUGAAGUCCAUGCCCGAGGGGCAAUCCCAGCUACUUACCCCAUACCUCUCAAGUGGCUCGCCCCAGAACGGCUUCUGCUGAGACCAGCUGGCAUCAGAGGAGAUGUCUGGUCCUUUGGAAUCCUGCUUUAUGAGAUGGUGACUCUAGGGGCACCGCCAUAUCCUGAAGUUCCUCCAACCAGCAUCCUGCAGCAUCUCCAAAGAAGGAAAAUUAUGAAGAAACCAAGUAGUUGCACGCAUACCAUGUACAAUCUUAUGAAGUCUUGCUGGCGCUGGAGUGAGGAGAGCCGCCCUUCACUCAAAGAGCUACACUCACGCCUCGAAACUGCCGCUCGAUCUGCCAAUGACAAGGCUGUGUUGCAAGUGCCUGAGCUGGUGGUGCCUGAGCUGUAUGCAGCUGUCGCAGGUAUCAGCCUGGAGAGCCUCUCCUACAGCUACAGCAUCCUUUGAAGAUCCUUGGGCACGAAACAUUGACUGGUGAUCACAUCCUAUUGAAAAGAACUCCUCCAAGGACAGAAAACAGCUUUCUAGCGGGACAUAAAGGGAGAAAUAGGACCUUCCCCUACACAUUUCCCUGGAUACCUGAAGUGAUGCGAAAUGAGGCUCUCCACACCGUCUACCAUGGAGACUGAGGAGUACAAUUUCAUCUCUGCUGUCUCAGUCCUGAAGACCCAGGGUAGACGGUGGUGGAUAGUAGCGUUGCAAAGAAGGGCUUGGAAAUCUCCAGUGUUUGUCUGGCAUUGCACUCAUAAGCUGGCCCUCCCACCACAGGCUGGUUUCCUCUUGAAGCAUGCCUCUACCUAACUUAUUACAGGGCCCAGAGAAGUUGCAGUCAGCUGAGGGGAUAGAAAGCUGACAAAGAAGCUGAUGAGAAAGAGAAUUAAAAGGAGUAUAGAUGUGCACCAAGGUCAUCCUUCAAAGAGGUGGUGGAGGAAGGAGAGAGAUAAAGUUCUUCAAUCCUGGUCCAUCCUUGCGGGACUGGAGGAGGACCAGGAAGGCAAACUUGUGAGCUUCCCUUUGGGUACAGAUAGGAGAAAGAUGGUCUCCUUUUAUCUACUUAUGAGACAAGUGAACUCUGCUGGAAAUACUUUUAACUGGAGCUGGAGGGGUCCUUUCAUGAUUAAGAACAUUCAACAUCUAUUGUUCAUCAGACUAGCUUCCUGGUCCCCAUAAGACUGUCAGCCCCUUUAGGCUGACAAUGAAUAUACAGUUGACCCUUGAACAAUAUAGGUUUGAAAUGUGUGGGUUCCCUUACACAUGGAUUUUUUUUUCUUGAUAAAUGCAGUACAAUACUGUAAAUGUAUUUUCUCUUCCUUAUGAUUUUAACAUUUUCUUUUUUUCUAGUUUAUUUAUUGUAAGAUUACAGUGUAUAAUACAUAGAACAUACGAAAUAUGUGUUGAUUGACCGUUUAUGUUUUUGGUAAGGCUUCUGGUCAACUGUAGGCUAUUACUAGUUAAGUUUUGGAGUCCAAAGUUAUAUACAGAUUUUUGACUGUGCAGGUGUCGGCGCACUUAAUCCCUGUGUUGUUCAAGGGUCACCUGUACUAUGUAUUUAAUAAGUAGGAAAUGUGAAUGCUUAGUAGUCCAGAAGGUCUUUAAAAGGGUUAGAAAACGAUGUCAUCUGAGACAGAAGGAUGGUAGUUUCUGAUUUUCAAUCAUUCACUGAUGUACCGUGACACUUCAUUAAAUUAAUAUUUAUUGGGUAAAAAUAGGAUUUUCUAGUAUAUAGCUGCCAAAAUCUCUAUAAUAGAGAGCAUGAAAGUAAAUAAAUG
Herpailurus yagouaroundi (jaguarundi) is the source of this 2857-nucleotide messenger RNA. It is a transcript of the gene STYK1, whose product is annotated as serine/threonine/tyrosine kinase 1. Gene Ontology annotation, molecular function: transmembrane receptor protein tyrosine kinase activity; ATP binding. Gene Ontology annotation, biological process: positive regulation of kinase activity; cell surface receptor protein tyrosine kinase signaling pathway; protein phosphorylation. NCBI's taxonomy places the organism in Eukaryota, Metazoa, Chordata, Mammalia, Carnivora, Felidae. Gene Ontology annotation, cellular component: plasma membrane; signaling receptor complex. The transcript is spliced from 10 exons. The record is from RefSeq and is a predicted model, not a curated record. The coding region runs from base 270 to 1535 and encodes 421 amino acids.